This is a messenger RNA of Arabidopsis thaliana (thale cress), 750 nucleotides long. Its product is annotated as Ribosomal L29e protein family. Gene Ontology annotation, molecular function: structural constituent of ribosome. The transcript is spliced from 3 exons. Gene Ontology annotation, biological process: translation. NCBI's taxonomy places the organism in Eukaryota, Viridiplantae, Streptophyta, Magnoliopsida, Brassicales, Brassicaceae. The coding region runs from base 173 to 358 and encodes 61 amino acids. Gene Ontology annotation, cellular component: ribosome. The record is from RefSeq and is marked reviewed.
AACGAGAUAGAUUAAUUAGAGGCCCAUAUAUGAUUUAUUAGGGCACGUUGGUCAUUUAAAGUCCACUAUAAAUUCAAUCAGAAAUUAGGGUUUUGUGUUGCAGACGCCGUAUUUGUAUCGCGGAAAGUAAACCUAGCCGAGCAGAUCUACCUCUCUCUCUCAGUACUCAGAGAUGGCCAAGUCGAAGAAUCACACGGCGCAUAACCAGUCGGCGAAAGCCCACAAGAACGGAAUCAAGAAGCCAAGGAGACACCGUCACACCCCAACCAGAGGAAUGGACCCUAAGUUCCUGAGGAACCAGAGGUACGCAAGGAAGCACAACGUCAAGGCCGGCGAGAAUGCUAGCGCUGAAGAAUAAGUGUUUUGAUUAUCUGUGAGACAUUUUGAAGUUUUUUUUUAAUGAAUUUAAGACUUUCUUAGACAAAGGAACCAAUUUACUUUGCGCUUUUGAUCAUGUUUACGCAAUUGUGGUUUGUGUACUCUCUUAUCCUGGCCUUAAUUUAAUAUCAGCAGUUUUCUAUGCAUCUUCUCUUAUCUGCAAGUUACUUGAUUCGUUACCGAUUCUUUUAUUGUUUAGCAUAUAUGUUUGUGUGUACCUGAAAUCUGAUAGCCGAAUUUGAUCUACAAAUUAGAUGUUAAGCAUAUAAUCCGUACUUGAUCUACAAUCAUCUUUGAUUGUUAAACAUAUAUGUUUUGUGUUUUUAUUGUUUCUUUUAAAUUACAUGUAGCUUCGCUAUUUGUUGGUUCAUG